Messenger RNA from Stegostoma tigrinum, 953 nucleotides. RefSeq names its product mucin-2-like. NCBI's taxonomy places the organism in Eukaryota, Metazoa, Chordata, Chondrichthyes, Orectolobiformes, Stegostomatidae. Bases 5 to 754 code for a protein of 249 amino acids. The record is from RefSeq and is a predicted model, not a curated record. The transcript is spliced from 7 exons.
AGUGAUGCCACAUCAACGUGCUGCUCGCACAUGUUCCUUCAAAAACACUUCCCUACGCCCAGGCGAAAAGGUUCACCAGAAGCAAGGCAACACCUGUAAGACAUACACUUGCACCCGUAAGGCCUCUGGUGGUGGAUCACCUAAACUAACAACAUCUACAAAGACCUGUGUGACAACUUGCAGCACGGGCUUUGAGUUGAGGGACUCUCGCGAUAAAAAUGAUUGCUGUCCAGAAUGUGUUCAAGUAAAAUGUAUUUAUAAUUCUCCAACUUCUCCUGAGCUCAUGCUUGAGCCAAACCAGAUGCGUCACAUUGAUGCAUGCACUCGAGUUUAUUGUACUUCAGUUGAAGGGCAUGUCAUUACCCAAGAAGCUAAAGAACAUUGCUCUACGAGUUUGGAAGCAUGCAUUAAGUCUGGUGGUGAGAUGUUUGCAUCUGAAGGUUCUUGCUGUCAGAUGUGUGCUGUUGCUGCGACAAUUCAAACAUGCAGUGCAGUUGUGAAGAAUGUCAAAUUGAUUGACGGUAUCUGCUCUGGCCAGGUUAACAUCAAUGUGUGUGAAGACAGGUGUUCCUCAAUGGCACAGAACAACCCAGACACGGCCCACAUGAUAACUCAGUGUGGCAACUGCGUGCCUAAAAAUACAAAGUUUACCAAAGUCACCUUGACCUGUGGUGAUGGCACUACCAGCAUCUAUACAAUUAUCGAACCAGUUUCAUGUCAAUGCAAGAUGAGUGACUGCAGGGAUUCUGAAUGAACCAUCCGACUUACGCAAAUUUCACCUUUUGAAGAUCCUAAUCCAGUUACAAAAGACAUGAAUGAAAACCUGGCUUUUGUGGAAAAGGGGUUCCUUUGAAAUCAUUACUAAGAUGUUUAUAGUUUGUCCAUAUUAUUUGCAUUUAACCAAAAUCAUAGACCCUAAAUAAAUUUGUUUUUCAUUAUCUCUAUUUCUUAGU